GAGUCUAGAAUAAUUGUUGUUCGGAACGAAACGCAUCGCCGCAUCGGCUCUACGCAGUAUUGUACGUGAUUGUACCGAAUACCGGUGACCCGCGGCUGCCCGCUGCCCACAUUCGUAGUUCGUACACACUUGAUAACAACCGUAAUAUUUUGCAAUUAAUUGUUUUAUGUUUAAUAACAUUCAAUUAACAAACCGACGCAGAUUUUUGCAGUAAAUCAAUCAAAAUGAUCAUUCCGAUCCGGUGUUUCACGUGUGGAAAGGUCAUAGCAAACAAAUGGGAGAGUUACUUAGGCUUACUACAAGCUGAAUACACAGAAGGUGAUGCUUUGGAUGCACUUGGACUUAAGCGAUAUUGUUGUAGACGUAUGUUACUCGGUCACGUUGAUUUAAUUGAAAAGCUUCUCAAUUAUGCGCCGCUUGAAAAAUAAUUUUCAAGAACAAUUUUAUACUAAUCAUUUUUUUUUAAAUAAAAUAAUCGACCUGUAAGAUGUAA
Metopolophium dirhodum (rose-grain aphid) is the source of this 493-nucleotide messenger RNA. It is a transcript of the gene Rpb10, whose product is annotated as DNA-directed RNA polymerases I, II, and III subunit RPABC5. NCBI's taxonomy places the organism in Eukaryota, Metazoa, Arthropoda, Insecta, Hemiptera, Aphididae. Bases 225 to 428 code for a protein of 67 amino acids. Gene Ontology annotation, molecular function: zinc ion binding; DNA binding; DNA-directed RNA polymerase activity. Gene Ontology annotation, cellular component: RNA polymerase II, core complex; RNA polymerase III complex; RNA polymerase I complex. The transcript has 2 exons. Gene Ontology annotation, biological process: transcription by RNA polymerase II; tRNA transcription by RNA polymerase III; transcription by RNA polymerase I. The record is from RefSeq and is a predicted model, not a curated record.